GUCCCCGUCCCCUUCCCCACCUCUCCUUGGUUGCUGUCCCGUGCAUCUCCCAUUUUCUUUAUUACCGGUCAACCUGCGGCCGCACGCAACCGUUAUCACCGCCACUAGAAGGAUAAUGGCCCCGUUGUACGGAGAUAACCUUUUCCCGGAGUUAAACAUGGACCUAGUUGGGAACUUGAUCCGCGGUUUAAACAUCCUCGCGUGUUAUAAAGUGUUGGUGACGCAGGUCAGUCUAGUUCAUUCAGUGAAUUGGACCGGACGACAGUAAGAAAUCAUAGAACGAAUGCCAACACUUCCGGUCAGAAUGUCGACUCACAAAGCCCUGGUGCUCCACGCCCGGGACCAGCCACUCAUCCUUGAAACUGUCCCCCGGCCCAUCUCAUCAACCGGUGACGCGAUUGUUCGCAUCCUCGCUGCCGAUAUCGUACCCUACAUGGGAGACGUGAUUAGCAACAAGCGUCCUUACCCGCUCUCCGUGCCCAUGACACCGGGGAACACCGCCAUUGGCCGAAUACACGAAGUUGGACCGGAUGCCGUGGACCUAACACCUGGCCAGCUCGUCUUCUGCGACAUCACCAUUCGCGCCCGAGAUAACCCGGCCGUCUCUAUCCUCUAUGGUGUCCAUGGCGGCGGAUAUCCCGCAGCACAGAAACUCAUGGACGGCGUCUGGCGUAACGCGACGUACGCUGAGUACGCGCGAUUCCCGUUAGAGAAUCUGUACCGCCUGGAUGAAGCGCUUCUUCUUGGGCCACUAGGAUACAGCAUUAAUGAUCUCUGUCUCUUGCCAGUGUGCCUUGUUCCGUUUGGCGGUCUUUCGGAGGUCGGCUUGAAGCCUGGCGAGGUAGUGAUCGUGGCUCCCGCAACAGGGCGGUACGGCGGCGCCGCUGUGAACAUUGCCCUGGCAAUGGGCGCGACGGUGAUCGCUGGUGGGCGGAACCAGACCAUGUUAGAGAAGCUUAAGAGCAUUCAUGUUACAAAUCGACUAAGAACGGUCCGGAUCACCGGGGAUACCGCCGCUGAUACAGAAUUGUUCCGUACAGCAACUGGGAAGCCGGAUGGAGCAGACGUGUAUCUGGAUCUUUCGCCACCAGCAGUUCAGGGGUCAUCGCUCCUAGCAUCUGGCAUUCGAUCAUUGCGUGCCUUCGGUCGAUGCGUUGUUAUGGGAGGCAAUUCGGGAAAUCUCGACUUCCCUUACCUCGAGAUCAUGUUCAAGAGUAUUCGAAUCCAGGGGCGGUUUAUGUACGAUCGCCAGCAUGUGCAGCAGAUGAUCCAGAUGGUCGAGUCGGGAUUGCUUCCUCUUGGCAGCAAGUCUGGUGUCUCUCAGACGAAGGUGUUUGGGCUUGAAGAGAUCCAACAGGCGUUGGAGUCCGCUGGUAAGCUGAGCGGUUGGGGUGAGCAUGUGGUGCUCAAGCCGUAGAGUAUGCAAAGCCUCACACCAGCCGGAGACUCUAUGUGCUAUCUCCGUGGAGUGGAUGGGCAGAAUCCCGGGCUCAGCUCGCAAGGCAGCUGGGUAGUUGCAUGGGUAGUCUCAUGUGGACGACACUUUGAAAUCAAUUCCCAUUCCAUAUAUGCCGGCUGGAUUUCAUCCGCUAAAAUGUUGGUUAAAAUGUUCC
This is a messenger RNA of Aspergillus piperis CBS 112811, 1613 nucleotides long. Its product is annotated as isopropanol dehydrogenase. Gene Ontology annotation, cellular component: mitochondrion. The record is from RefSeq and is a predicted model, not a curated record. The transcript has a single exon. Lineage: Eukaryota; Fungi; Ascomycota; Eurotiomycetes; Eurotiales; Aspergillaceae. The coding region runs from base 305 to 1417 and encodes 370 amino acids. Gene Ontology annotation, molecular function: oxidoreductase activity.